UGGUGGGUGUGUCAUUUUCCAAUGUGGCCUCUCCAGUGAAAAAGCGCAUAUGCAACUUGAUCUGCUCGGACCGGGACAUUCCGGAUGUGACGCAGCGGAAGUAUCCUCGAAAAUGUAGUCAGAUUGUAGUUUCGAAAAUGCUUUACGGCACAGACACCGGCUGUAUAUAAACAGCCAGUUGCGAGGUAGUUGUUGCAUUCAUUAUGGAUCCAUCGACCCAUACGAGACCCAAGAGGCGACUGUCGGCGGAACAGAAGGAGAAUAAGAAGAAGUGGGACCGGAGUAGAGAUAGUACACGUGUGAACAUAGGGCAAGCUUUUGCGGAAUGGCGUCAAGUAAGGGAAUCCGAAGACUGCAAAACGGACGCCGACUUGGCGUUGUUGCUGUUGAAAUUUUUUAAGCGAUGGCAAACAGGAUCUACGCCGAGCAAGAAGCGCCCAAGACCACAACAACCACCGGUGUCAAGCAUCACGGAGGACUCUGACCUGUAAGUUCCUGUUAUAUCUAUACGUUUUUGUACACCCGGCCUUCAUUCGAAUGAAUUGUAAUGAAUAAAUUCACAAUCAUGGACGACCGUGUUUUACACACAGCGAAACACAGUUGACCAAGCAAGAUCUUGGUGUGCAGCCACUGGAGGAAGAGGCAACAAUUAAAGGUUUUGAAUAAGAGCAUGAAGUCCCUGGGCUGUGGUGAGGAGGAGUGCGACUCUCCAGAUGAGGGGCAGGCCAAUACCUUGCAGGACUCCAUGCAAGUAUCUCUCUGCAGUACAUCACUAUUUAAUUUACUCACACUAAACCUUUCCUUGUAUAUGACAUGUGUGUUUUUCUCACACCCAGCAUUGAGAUAGAUGAUUUCAUGCAAGACCCUGUUAAUUUGGACCUGGAUGAUGGAUGAUGAUGGAUUUGUCCCUUCUCUUUAUCUAAGGUAUGUCCCUUCUCUUUAUCUAAGGUGUAUGUUCCCUUUUACCACUAGGACUGCCUCGAAUUCAAUUAUGCAAGUACCCUGAUGCUAAAACAACAGUUUUUUGUUUUAGCAAGAAACAAUGUUGUCAUUUAUUAUGAAGUACUUGAUUAAAAUGUUCCUAUUUAUACAGGAACAUCUGUGCCAACACACUACAGCUACCUGAACUUUGUUUGGAUGAAGCAGUGCUGGACUUUGAAAUGCCAGAACCUGUUGAUGAGGAACCAGAUAAUCUUCCUGGGCAGCGUAGAGUUGUGUCUGAGGAGGACCUGGUUGGUAAAAGAGCCAAUAUCGCCUUCAAUGACAACCUCCUUACACUUGCCAACCGCUUGAGUUUGCCCAUGAAAAAGUGCAGCCACAAGGACAAACAGUCUGGAGCAUGCCCUGGUGCUCGGCCAUUUCGGAUCAAUCUCAAACCAAGAGGGACUGGUGUCAUUUUGGAAUGGGUAAGAUUGUCUCAGAGUACCAUAUUAAGCGCUAUAUAAAUGUCAUUAUUAUUAUUAUUGUUUUGUUUGUCAAUGUGAUUUUCUAUGUUGAUAACUCAUCCCCCAAAACAAUUUCACAACUGCACAUUGGAGUUGGGGGCUCUUGCCUGUAGAGGAGGUACAAUUUGUAUUUAAAUAGCCUAACCUUUUUAUAAACAGGUGUGCCCAUUUGCUUACAGAUUGUCUAGCUGUUGAUUUUAAAUGCAACUGUGACGAUGUGCAUAGAUGUGCAUAGAUGUGUCAAAGCUGUGAACAUUUGUUUGUGAUUGCAUGAAUAUCUUGUGUGAAUAACUAAUUUCUUUUCUUUAGCUGUGUCCCUUUGGACACACAGUGUGGCAGUGGAAUUCACAGCCGAUACUAAAGUUCGGCAUGCAGGGUGGUGAUUUUAUGCUGUCCAUGAACAUUCUGCUGUCCGGCAACAACUACAGAAAAGUGGCCCUCCUGUUCAAAUUCAUGAACAUGGGUAUGGUUGCAGAGGGCACACACUUCAGGCUGCAGGAUGCCUACUGCAUAGAGCCUGUGCAGGAAUACUGGGAGAAAACCAGGGCGGAAGUCAUAGAGCGCUUGCAUGAAAAGGACCAUGUUGUUGUCUUGGGUCAGUUUUCUUUUGAUUGCAUUUAUAUAUUCGUGAAAAACUAACUGUCAAAUUCAAGUGGGAAUGUCUGCUCUAAUAUUCUUUAUUUCUGUUUGCUCUAUUCACUAGGUGAUGGCAGCAUGGAUUCUCCUGGUAAGUUCGGUAAUGUAAAUUGUGUUGCUUUUGGUUAUGAGUAUUUCCACUGUUUGAAGGGUGACAAGCUGUACGUACUUUGCAGGUCAUUGUGCCCAGUUUUGCACCUACACCACUCUAGAGCAAGACUCCAGAGAUAUAGUUUACAUAGUUUCGGUUGACAAACGUGAGACUAGCCGAAAUUCUGUGAUCAUGGAGAGGGAGUGCUUUACAAGGACCAUGGAUGUGCUGCUCCAGGAACUUCCCAUUAAAGAAGUGGUCACUGAUGCCCACCCCCAGAUCUCUGCCUUGCUAAAUCCCGAGCGUGGCAAGUACAAAGAUUGGGGUAUCCAGCAUUCACUUGAUAUCUGGCAUGCUGCAAAAAGUCUGAGCAAGAGACUUUUCCGGGCUGGGUCCAAAAAGGAGAACAGUGGCCUUCUGGUGUGGACAAGGGACAUAGUCAACCAUUUUUGGUUUUGCAGCAAGAAGGCAGAAAGUGAGGAGCAGUUCAAGCUGACGUGGGUUGGUGUGCUACACCACGUUCGUAAUGAACAUGUUUGGGCCACCGGCUGUUGUGAACAUGAGCCCCUGGACGGAGACAGUAGAGAUAAGCCCUGGAUCGUACAAGGUUCUGCAUGUCACAAGGCACUGACUGCAAUCGUGCUGGAAAAUAGGUUUUUGAACCUGGUGAAGAAGUUUCUUAACUUCAGGACCACAUCAGACCUGGAGAGUUUCCAGAACCACGUCCUGAUGUACGCAGCAAAGCGCAUGGGAUACACACCCUUUGUGUACAAGACACGAACCCUUCUAGCGGCUAUUGAUUAUAACAAGCACAACCAACGUCAGGCAGCACGCAACAGGGAAGGGCACAAGAUGUACAAACGGUCGUACAACAAGAAGUCAAAGAACUGGACAGUCAGCACGAUUAAGGAAAUAAAAGAGUACAGCUAUAUAUGGGAGAUACAGACAGCCAUCCUGUCCCGUAGGAUAGCAAGUGGAACUGGCCUGCCCCGAACCGUGACGAUGAGGGCUGGUGACCCAAGGCGGCUCGGCCUGCUUGCCCCUGUUCAGCCACCGCCCACAUCCGAGCUAGUGAGGGUGCAACUAGCACGAGGAAACAUCUUUCCAGAAAACCCACCAGAGGAUGCCACCCAAUAGCCACGCCACUUAUUCCGUGCUCUUUUUUGUGUCUUUCAUUGAACAAAUAUAACAAACUAAAGAUACAUAUAACAAAUUCUUUGAAAUUUAGAUAAAAAAAUAGGUGUUGCGCACAUCCAAAGGUAAUCUCCAGGUGGUAGACAAUUGUAUUAGGUUUGUUAUUUUCAGCUACAGAUGUAAAUUGAUUUACUUUAUAAAGUAACAUUGAGGUGUAUAAACUGCAGUCGUAUAAAAAAAGGCGGAAACAUUUUAAAACGAUAUACAAAGAUUUUUAUUUACAAUGGCUAAACAUCUAAUCGUCUAACUCUGAAGCCCGUGU
Gadus chalcogrammus (walleye pollock) is the source of this 3628-nucleotide messenger RNA. RefSeq lists its product as uncharacterized. NCBI's taxonomy places the organism in Eukaryota, Metazoa, Chordata, Actinopteri, Gadiformes, Gadidae. The transcript is spliced from 9 exons. The record is from RefSeq and is a predicted model, not a curated record. The coding region runs from base 2365 to 3309 and encodes 314 amino acids.